UUUUAGUGCUUUCCACCUGUUAAAUUAAAGCAUAAAUAUCCUCAUCCCUCCUUUUUUUUCAACCCCAUUAUAAAACACCCACUUUCUUCACUUCUAUCUCACUCACGAUUCACAUAACACUUCCAUAUGAUCUCAUCUUUCCCUCUCUAAAACCCCACCAAAAUCCCAAUAAAUUAAAAAAAUAAUAAUUUUUAUAAGUGAAAUACAGAGAAAAUGAUCAUCCUGCUUAAACCCAUUUUCUUCUUCCUCUGUUUCUUCUUCUACACUCCAUUUUCUGUGUCCUCAACACCUCCUACAGAAAUUUCAGCCCUCAAAUCAUUCAAAUCCUCCAUUAAACCUUCAUCAAUCCCACCAUAUUCAUGUAUUGGAAGUUGGGUUUUUUCUUCUGACCCAUGUUCAAACCCGAAAACUAUUCAUUUUCUAUGUGGGCUUACCUGUGAUGAUUCCAACCGAGUUGUAUCCAUCACCCUUGACUCAGUUGGCUACUCAGGUACACUCACUCCACUCGUGUCUCAACUGAGUCAACUCGUUGUUCUUGAUCUUGGUCAAAAUUCCUUUUAUGGAACAAUCCCACCUUCUAUUUCCUCUCUUUCUCUCCUCCAAACAAUCUCUUUUAGAUUUAACUCAUUUUCUGGGUCGAUUCCUUCUUCCAUUGGUCAACUUAAAUCACUUCAAGACCUUGACUUUUCUGGUAAUUCAUUAUCUGGUCAACUCCCCAAUACUCUGUUUCUUCUCUCUCGUUUGACUAGGCUUGAUUUAAGUUUCAACAAAUUCUCAGGUCAACUCCCUAAAUUACCCCUUAAUUUACUCGAGCUUGCUAUUAAAGGAAAUUCACUAUCUGGGUUAAUCACAAAAUUUUCAUUUACUGGGUUGACUCAGUUAGAAACGGUUGAACUCAGUUCCAACUCGUUCUCCGGAGUUUUACAAUCUUGGUUUUUUCAACUUCCUAGUUUACAGCAAAUAAACCUGUCAAAUAACAGCUUAACAGGUGUCGAGAUCUGGAAGCCUAGUCAAGGGUACAAUGAAUUAGUAGCCGUUGAUUUGGGGUUUAACAAAAUUGAAGGGUAUUUAUCAGUGAAUUUUACAAACUACCCUGUGUUAGCCUCACUUUCCUUACGGUACAACCGCUUACGUGGACCAAUCCCAUUGGAGUAUUGUAAAAAAAGUAGUUUAAGAAGAUUAUUUCUUGAUGGAAAUUACUUAAGUGGGUCCCCUCCGGCCGGAUUUUUCACCAGCGGUGGAAAAUAUUCGACGCUUUCCGGUAGUUUGGGAGAUAAUUGUCUACAGGGAUGUCCACGGAAAUCCCAGCUGUGCCUGCCGACACAGAAACCAAUGUCAAUGUGCAAACAAAUAUACGGCGGAAAAAAGCCACGGAAAUUUUGAAGAGUCGUAUUUUGUGGACAAAAAAUGUCGAAGAUUUUUAUAAAAAGGCUCUACUCGCUGAGGUGGCGCGUUUGAUUACUUCUUAUAAUCUGUGCCGUUGAUGAAGUGAGGAGACAGAAUUUAGUGGUGAUAGUGCUGACGUGGAUGGUGGAGAUUUGCGUGUUUUUGAGAGAGGUAUAUAUAUAGGUAAACUACUAAUUUUGCAUGUGGGUUUUAUUCCUUUUUAUGCUUUUUUGUAGUAUUUCAUUUUGUAAAGAUGGUAUAAUAAUAAUAAUAAUAGUAAUUCCUCCGUUUUAUUAUACUUCUAUGUGCUAUAUUUAAUUUUUACAUAUGUUAUUUUGUUCAUCUAGUUGUUAAAUUAUACUUCUUAUGCCUCAAAUUAGUUACAACAUUAAACAAAAUAACACUAUUCAUUCAUCACUCUUAAUUUUUGGUUAAUUUUUUAUCUAUAGGUUCAAACAUUCGCCCUUCGUCCCAUUGAAUUUGAAAUAUUUUCCAUUUUGAUCCGUCCCACUUAAUUUGCAUCAUUUCUAUUUUUGCACAAUGCCCCACUACUUUCUUUUAAUUUCAUUCAUACAUUUUAACUCUUAUUUAAUUUCACCCACACAAAUUAUUUCUCUC
Messenger RNA from Amaranthus tricolor (Joseph's coat), 2004 nucleotides. RefSeq names its product probably inactive leucine-rich repeat receptor-like protein kinase At3g28040. The record is from RefSeq and is a predicted model, not a curated record. The transcript has a single exon. The coding region runs from base 214 to 1383 and encodes 389 amino acids. NCBI's taxonomy places the organism in Eukaryota, Viridiplantae, Streptophyta, Magnoliopsida, Caryophyllales, Amaranthaceae. Gene Ontology annotation, molecular function: protein binding.